GGGGAGCUGCCGCUUAAUCUCUUCGAAGGCUGUAGCUCAUCGGUCACAUGAGAUGGUAGGACUCAAUAUAUAACUUUUAAGGCCCCUUUCGGAGCUACCAUGCUGUGACUCCUGCCUCCCGGGAUCUUAGUUUUCAUCAUACUCCUGGGUGGAAACGGAAAUCUUUUAACUAAUGUUUUAAAAACUGGGUUGGACACACUGGUGUAGUUAAGCCCUUUGCUUUUAUUAGGAUUGACUGUGUAGAAUUUGUUUGCAAGUAAGCUUUAUACAUUAAUAUUACAACAGACUGAUUGUCAUUUUAUUAAAGAUCAGAAUAUCUGUAUGUUUUCUUAUUGUUAGCUCUGUGUCUUUCAUAGACUUAAAUGUUUACUAUUUUUUCAUAUUCUGCCUCAUUUCAGAGGUUAAUCUCCAAAGUGUAUUAAUGUUGAUGCUUUUGAAUUUUUUGUCACCCUUAUUCCUUUCAUUAGCAUUUUUUAAGGUGAUCUGCAUCUUCUGACUGAGGAAAAGAUGGUCAACGUCUUGAAAGGCGUGCUUAUAGAAUGUGACCCUGCCAUGAAGCAGUUUCUGCUGUACUUGGAUGAGUCCAAUGCCCUAGGGAAGAAGUUCAUCAUUCAAGACAUUGAUGACACGCAUGUCUUUGUCAUAGCAGAGUUGGUUAAUGUCCUCCAGGAGCGAGUAGGUGAACUAAUGGACCAGAAUGCUUUUUCUCUUACCCAGAAGUAAAAACAUUAGCUAUUGACCACUUAGGAAUUAAAAGUAACAGAUGUCAGAGACUGUCACCAUUUAGCAUCUUAUGUAACAGGUUAGAGAACUGCUGAGAAGAUGCUGCGGGAAAGAAUGGGGUAUCAUUUGUUCAGAAAAAGCCCCAGAACAGAUUUUCUUGUUCUGUUGUAUGUUUUUUAAUAUGUGUACCCUAGAAUUUAAAAGCUUUACCAGUUGGCUGUAAUUUGACUUUCAUUGUCCUUUAUUAAAAUAUAAGUGGUUUUCUGAUCUU
Messenger RNA from Miniopterus natalensis, 994 nucleotides. Lineage: Eukaryota; Metazoa; Chordata; Mammalia; Chiroptera; Miniopteridae. The record is from RefSeq and is a predicted model, not a curated record.